AUGUCGUCUGGAAUCGGAGAACAGCCGUUUAUUAGCUAUCCAGAGAUUCGUCAAGGCCCUGCUGUGCCCUACAAGAAUGAGGACCAGUCGAUCCCUGUCUUUCGAGGCACCCCUCUGGUGAUUGGAGCUUCACUGAUUUCAAAUGUCGGUUUCGUCCAGAGCUACUUCUGGCGCAAUGCAGGUUUUGACGUCGUCCGCCAUAUCCCCAGCCUUGACCAAUAUCCCGCCCGCUACGAUCCGACCGUGAUCCCUGUUCACCACGGUACAACGACUGCUUCGCAGGAUCUUCCUGCUCCGACUACAAGGAGAUCAGGCGACAAUGGCUACUACACCUCUGCCGAUUACCACGCCUUAUACACCUCCGGUGAAUUGACACCAACUGCGGUCGUUGAUGCAAUCCUCCCCGUCGUCCGUCGCGAUACCAACCCUCCCGGCAAGCACUCCAUUGCAUUCCUGGAAUGCGCGGUUGAAAAGGCUCGCGCUGCAGCCGAAGAGUCUACGCAAAGAUAUAAAAAUGGCCAGCCGCUAGGACCCUUGGACGGGAUCCCAGUCACAGUAAAGGACGAAGUGCACAUGGAAGGGUACCGGCGGACACUGGGGACGAAGAUGGAUUUCACAGGAGAUUUCGCUGGAUCGACCUCCUGGUGUGUCAAGAAAUGGGAAGAAGCAGGCGCGAUUGUAAUCGCCAAGUCCACAAUGCAUGAACUAGGAUUGGAUACAACAAACAACAAUCCCAACUUCGGCACCCCAAAGAACCCACACAAUCCCAACUACUACACUGGCGGCUCGUCCGGCGGCUCCGCCUACGCCGUCGGUGCAGGUAUAGUCCCAAUUGCCCUCGGCGCAGACGGCGGAGGCUCAAUCCGUAUCCCCUCUUCUUUCUGCGGCGUCUGGGGCCUAAAGCCCUCCCACAGCCGAGUCAGCGGCUUCCCUACUGCUGGUCUUGCAACCACAGUGGGAGUCCUAGGCCCCAUCGCCUCGAGCAUCGACGACCUAGCCCUUGCCUACAGAAUCAUGGCAACGCCUGCAAGUGCAUCCGACGACUCCAAAUCCAGCUCCUUCCCACACCCACUCAUCGAACUCAAUUCGGUACCCCCCGAAUCCCGGCCCAAGAACAAAACUAUCGGCAUCAUGCGCGACUGGCUCGACCGCGCCGAACCCGCCGUCCGCGCCGUCUUCGACAGAGCCCUCGACUACUACCGCACGCAAAAGAACUACACCAUCGUGGACAUUACAAUCCCAUACAUCCCCGAAGGUGCCCGCGCACACGUUCUAACCAUCAUGGCCGAGAUCGCAUCGGGCCUCUCGCCUUCACAGAUCUCCAAGCUCACUGCGCCAAACAAAGUUCUCGUCUCAAUGGGCAUGCACCAGAUCUCCAGCCAGGAGUUCCUCGCCGCCCAGCGCGUCCGUGGGCUACUCAUGUCGCAUCUCGGUUACCUGUUCCAGAAAUACCCUGGCCUGCUCAUCUUCACCCCCACGACGCCGAUUCCCGGGUGGAAGAUCUCGGGCGGUGAUGCGGAUCUCGUCCGUGGUGUCUCGGACGGGAAGUCGUCUGUCCGCAAUAUGGAGUAUGUCUGGUUGGCGAACUUUACGGGUUGCCCAGCCAUCAAUUGCCCUGCAGGAUACGCGGAGGAUAAUGGGCACCGUGUGCCUAUCGGUAUCAUGGCAAUGGGCGAGUGGGGAUCAGAGGAGGAUCUGAUUGCUUUUGCGAGAGAUGGGGAGGGAAUCCUAAAUCUUCCAGAGAAUAAGGGUCCCGUGACAGAGUCUGGGGAGCACGCGACAGGUCUGACAAUCCCACGUGGUGCUGAUUCUUUGUGGGAGGAUGUUGUUGGGAAUGCCAAAGCAGCAUCCAGUUCGUGA
Aspergillus calidoustus is the source of this 1860-nucleotide messenger RNA. The record is from the annotation of a GenBank genome assembly. NCBI's taxonomy places the organism in Eukaryota, Fungi, Ascomycota, Eurotiomycetes, Eurotiales, Aspergillaceae.